GAGAGAGAGAGAGAGAGAGAGAGAGAGAGAGAGAGAAAUGGCGCCUCGAUGCUGCGCUCACUGAGGCAGUGUUUGGAGCCGGCUAGGGAGAUUCAGUAAGGGCAGACAAAAGGAAAAAACAUGGUGAACACGAGGAAAAGCUCUCGGUCGGGGAGCGGACCCUUCAUCUCCUCGAGGACUAGGUCGUCGUCGAGAAACUCAGAAGAACAUAAGGAGCCCAGUAGUGAUGUGAGCAGUCCCAGCAGUCCGCGGUUGGCUCCCCCUUCAAAGCGGAAGCGCCGCCGGAAUACAUCCGAGCCCAGCUCCAGUGAUACCUCCCCGUCCCCUCAGACUAAGGGCCAAAGGGUCAGUUGGGACAUCCCCACCUACCGCACCAGGUUGUCCUCUCGCAUAAUGCAGAAUGGGCAUGCCGGAGGGGGAGAUCACUCUCACAUGAAUGGCCACGUGGAGCUGAAGAGGAGCUGCCGGGUGAAGAAGAGCCAAUUUGAACACCUCAAUCAGAGCCUGCUGUUUGACCAGCUGGUCAACAGCACUGCUGAGGCUGUCCUUCAAGAGAUGGACAACAUCAGCAGCAUCAGGCAGAACCGUGAGGUGGAGCGCCUUCGCAUGUGGACCGGAGACACUGAGGAGGAAAACAUGGACAUGUAUUCCCGGGUGAAGCGCAGGAAAUCCAUGCGCAGGAGCACUUUCAGCAUGCCUACACACCACAAAGUCAUGAGCAAAGCUGAGCAGGAGGAUGAUGAAGAGGAGGAAGGGACGGAAGAUUCUCACGAAGAGGAAGAGGAGGAGGAUGCAGAGGAUGAAGAUGAUGAAGGGGAUGAAGCAGAAGAAGCGGGAGAGGAGAAUGGCAGACCGUAUAAUCUGAGGCAGCGGAAGACGGUGCAGAGAUACGAGGCACCACCUAUUGAGCCUGUGAACAGAAAACAGAGCAACCCCUCACUUUUUGACACCCACAGAUCCCCAGCAAGAAGAAGCCAUAUACGAGUGAAGAAACAUGCCAUCCACAGCAGUGACACCACCUCGUCUUCUGAUGAAGAGCGCUUUGAGCGGAGAAAAAGCAAGAGCAUGACCCGGGCCAGAAACAGGUGUUUGCCCAUGAAUCUGACCGCAGAAGACCUGGCCAGUGGGGUGUUGCGUGAUCGGGCGAAAGUGGGUGCCAGCUUGGCGGAUGUGGAUCCCAUGAACCUCGAUAACUCAGUGAAAUUUGACAAUGUAGGUGGCCUCAGUAAUCACAUUCAGUCACUGAAGGAGAUGAUAGUGUUCCCACUGCUUUAUCCAGAGAUCUUUGAGAAAUUCAAGAUUCAGCCACCCAGAGGGUGUUUGUUCUACGGCCCCCCAGGGACAGGAAAGACCCUGGUAGCACGGGCGCUUGCCAACGAGUGUAGCCAGGGAGACAGGAAGGUUUCCUUCUUCAUGAGGAAAGGAGCCGACUGCCUCAGCAAGUGGGUCGGAGAAUCGGAACGCCAGCUACGCCUGCUCUUUGACCAGGCUUACCUGAUGAGGCCAUCCAUAAUUUUCUUUGAUGAGAUUGAUGGUUUGGCUCCUGUUCGCUCCAGCAGGCAAGACCAGAUACACAGUUCCAUUGUGUCCACUCUGCUGGCCUUGAUGGACGGCUUGGACAGUCGUGGGGAGAUAGUGGUCAUCGGUGCUACUAACAGACUUGACUCUAUCGACCCUGCACUCAGGAGGCCUGGGCGCUUUGACCGGGAGUUUCUGUUCAACCUGCCCGACAAGAAGGCCAGAAAGCACAUCUUGGAGAUUCACACAAGGGACUGGAAUCCCAAAUUGGCUGAGCCAUUCGUAGAUGAACUUGCAGAAAAAUGUGUCGGCUACUGCGGUGCUGACAUCAAAGCACUUUGCACAGAGGCAGCCUUGGCGGCGUUGCGCCGCCGCUACCCUCAGAUCUAUGGCAGCAGCGUCAAACUGAAGCUUGAUGUCACCUCCAUCGUCCUGGGGCCCGGCGACUUCGGCAAGGCCAUGAGGACAAUCGUCCCAGCCUCCCAGAGGGCCCUGGCUCCCCCCGGCCGAGCCCUGUCCCCCACCCUCAGGCCCCUGCUGGCCAGCUCUUUCUCCUUGGUGCUGAAAGCUCUGCUCCGAGUCUUCCCCCAUGCUCAGUGUACUGACAGGGACAACACACACGGCGGUGACAAUCAACUGCUCGAAGAGGACUUAUACAGCGACGAUGACAAUGAGGAACACUCUGCUUCCAUCUAUGACGUCCAGCCUGCUGCAUCCCCAAAGAGUCAGCUCUUCUCUUCGGCAACGCACAGACCCUUCCUCCAUUUCUCCUCCUCUGCCCUCCAACAGCCCACAGCAUACCGGCCUCGUCUGAUGCUGGCCGGGGCCCCGGGCUCAGGACAGAGCUCCCACUUGGCCCCUGCCUUGCUGCACCACCUGGACAAGCUGCCAGUCCACCGCCUGGAUUUGCCCACUCUCUACUCCAUCAGCGCUAAGACGCCAGAGGAGUCCUGUGCUCAGGUUUUCCGCGAAGCCCGCCGGAGCAUGCCCAGUGUGGUGUUCAUGCCACACAUCUCAGAGUGGUGGGAGACAGUGAGUGACACUGUGAAGAGCACCUUCCUCACGCUGCUGCAAGAUGUGCCCUCUUUCAGCCCUGUCCUUAUCCUUGCCACUGCUGAGACUCACUACUCACAGCUGUCAGACGAGGUGAGAAGUAUGUUCCAGAGGACGUACGGGGAGGUACUGACGCUGUCCCCUCCAGGAGACGAGGACAGGAGGAAUUUCUUCUCUGACCUGCUGUUGGUCCAAGCAGCCAGGGCGCCACCACGCCUCAAGAGCACAGAGAGGUGUAAAGCGGUUCUGCCAGUGGCAGAGGCUCCAGGCCCCAGGGUCCUGUCAGCAGAGGAGCAGCGCCGCCUGGCUGAGCAGGAGGAGAACACACUACGGGAGCUCAGGCUCUUUCUCAGGGACGUGACCAAGCGCCUGGCCACUGACAAACGUUUCAACAUCUUCAGCAAGCCAGUUGACAUUGAGGAGGUGUCAGACUACCUGGAGGUCAUCCGGCAGCCUAUGGACCUGUCCACUGCCAUGACCAAGAUCGACACCCACCAGUACCUGACAGUGAAGGACUUCCUUGCGGACAUCGACCUCAUCUGCAGCAACGCUUUAGAAUACAAUCCUGACAAAGAUCCUGGAGACAAGGUGAUCAGGCACAGAGCGUGCAGUUUAAAGGACACAGCCCAUGCUAUAUUUGCAUCUGAGCUAGACCCCGAGUUUGACCGCAUGUGUGAAGAGAUCAAGGAGGCACGCAGGAAGAGGGACCUCCAGACGCCAGCUCAGCCGACGCCGCCGAUGGGCGCUGUGGCAACCAGAAAGCAACACACCGCAGCAGAGGAGCAGGCCAAGAGCAGCACUCAGGGCGAGGCCACUGACAAACAGUGCACCACUAAUCAUAUAAAGCGGAAGAUUCGCCGGCGGCCAUCUUGGGGGCGGGGCAUUAUCCGUAAGAAGAAGAAUUAUUACAGGAAGGAAACGGAAGAGGAGGAGGAGGAGCCUGAGGCAGAGGUGGAAGCUGCAGGGCCCAGUGACUCAUGUUUGACGCAGGAUGAGGAGUCAUCUUGUGAUACCCUGGGUCCUCAGCCCAAUGGCCACCAUCCCCAUGUCCCCUCCACAGAGGAGGAGAGCUCCAACGAGCCUCCUGUUGCUGCUCCUGCUGAACCUCCAGAUGCCAGUAAAGCCCACGAAAAGCCAAUACCUAAGGAUGCAGAGCCAGCAGCUAAGGAGGAGGAGCCCACAGCCAAAGAGGCAGAACCUGAGAACACAGAGAAACACACAGAGCUGCAUUGCCUUGGUGGCAGUUCUCAACCCAAGGCAGGCGGGGAUGUCCAGGCCAAGCAGGCUGACUUCCAGCCUUUGAUAGAAAUGUCUGAGUCUUCAGAUGCUGAGGUCCAGCCUAAACACACAGACGGUAUCCUUGUAUCACAAGCGGAUUGUGUGAACGGAAAUGAAUCAAUGGACAGCUUGGACUCGCAGAGCCUCAAAAAUAGCAGUGAGGCUGAGAAAAGGACUCCUCUCGGCACGGCUGAGGGCUCUAAUACACCAGAACAGGAAGAGCACAAAGACAAAAAUGAGAGCAAUCCAACUCAGGGGCACCCUCCCCAGGAUGGGAGGGCAGCAACAGAAGACGCUGAGGAAGAUCAAGUCACAGAAGGGGGUUCCACAGUCCAGACUUGCGAGAUGAGCCUGUCAGAGCAGCUGAAGGAAUCUGCUGAAAGGACGGAAGAAGAGCCACAACCAAUCCCUCCCCAUCCUCCCGUAGUGGUUGACCACCAGCGACUUGCGGCUCUACUGGAUAAAGUGGUAAAGAAGAGUGAGGGCCACAGCGUGGAGCAGCUGGAGAGACUCUACUCCCUUCUCAGCCAGUGUAUCUACCAGCAUCGCAGAGAGUACGACAAGACCCAGCUACUGGAGGAGAUGGAGGAGAGAAUCCAGCAUUUUGAUACAUUCCUGUGACACGGAGAGAAUACCUUAUCAGGUAGAUCCUGAACAGCCUGGGACCACAAAGACACACACACAGAGUGAGAUUGAAGGAGCUUCAGCCCUCAACACAAAAACACACACACAGAAGAAAAAAUAAAUCCAGCGCCCUCUUUUUGCUGGGAGGGGACACAACGAGGACGACGUUGAGGACAUUUCAAUGGUGCUAUCGUCUCAGGAACCUGGCCAGAUCCAGACCCAUUCUACACAACCAAACUCCUAGAGGUGUGUCAGUCACACACACGCACACACACCAACGGUGACGGGCAACCCUGGUGCUAACUCGGGUGCUAUCCUAACUUUCAUCCAUGCUGCUCUUUGGAUUACUUCUUAACUUGGAUGACUAGCAAAACCAACAGAUCGGGUGAUGUCAUAACGCAAACCUGGCCACUUCAACACACACACACUGCAUGUAUAACUACAGACACACACCCAGAAAAUGCACACCCAGAUCCUCACCAGCAGAAGUGUGAAUGCAGAGCGCUGCUAGCAGAUGAAGACAGUUAAUGUUCUGAAUCAGUGAAGCAGGUUGCUGAGCUCAUCUCACCCUCGAGUGGAAUGCUUCGUCACAGGCCAGUCGUUACCACGCCAUUACGCGGCUCUUUUUUUUUCCUGCUCAUUUUCGCUACUUGAUUAAUUCAAUAUCUGAGCCACCGUCAAGGAUACUCACCCAGAACAAUAGUUUACAAAGAAGUUUUUAGCGUGAGGUUAGCACAGCAGGACUCGAGCCCAUUACGUCCUCUUCAUUACGGCGGCCGUCGGGCGUGGAGCGCCGUUAGCCCCCUCAGCGUUUAGUCUCAGAGUUACUGUCGCCUGCAGGUCAGCUGUACAACCACUUCGCUCACACACCACCUCUUGCGAUCACAGUCUCAGCAGAUUGUCAUGUCCUAAAUAGUUUGUCCCCCACUCCUCACUACAUUCAGUCGGAAUGUUUUCCCUCCCGCUCAAGCUGUGCCCGCCAGUUGAUUUCCCCACCCCGGCUGAGAAACUGGAAGCAGUACAAAUUGGAAAGAGUUUAUAGAGUUUGCACUGCCUAGUGUGUGCCUUAUUUUAAAACCUCAUAUGAAACUCUGAUAUAUUUAGCAGGAUUUUUUUAUUUUCUACUUGUGACAAUGAACAGGCUCCGAGUCGGGGUCCUAACCACUGAGGUCACUCCGACCUUUUAGCAAAAAAAUAGAUAUAGUUCAAUGCCAUUAGGUCGUUUAAAUACAUAUCUAGGUUAGACAUCUCCAACCUGGGCCAAAAUUGACUGCUUUAUAACACAACUCAAAUCCCCAAAAAGUUGAGAUGCUGUGAAAAAAACUCCUUUACAACCUACAUUCAAUUAAAUACAGUACAAUUCCUUUUUUUGUAAAUGUAUACACUGAUUCUGAAUUUGCUGCAUUCUGUUUACGUUUUUUUUUUUGGAGUUGUAAAGCCGACUGAUAUGUCGGUAUAACUGCCUUUAACAGAUAUCUCUGUAUUGGCCUAAAUGUUGCCUGAAAUCUGCCAAUAUUAUUAUUUAUUAACAAAAUUUGAUCCAGAAAAGGAUGCUUAGUUGGAUUAUUCAGAAAUUGUCAUCACAUAGUUUAUCCCACAGAGCAACAAUAUGCAUCAAAUUCAGAAUUCACUUAGUGUAUUUACAAAUACUGUUCAGUUUGAACAUAAAAUAUACCCUUUUGUAGUUCACCAUUGAAUUCUUUUUUAGACAACGUCCUAACUUUUUUGGAAUCGGAGUUGUACAAUCUCUUGGUGAGCAGCACAGAACGAGACAAAAAGCUGCUGCAAGUUUGUGGCAUUUUGGAACUUAUACUACUUAGCCCAUUCUGCCUACACAUUAUAACAGUAAUGAUACAUGUAUAUAUCAGCCGAUAUUUCGAUAUCAGAAUUUUUUACUCCCCAAUAUUGGUAUCUGCCCCCAAAAUCCAGUAUCGGUCAGGCUCUGCUUUUUAAAAUCUGAACACAAAAGGAUUUUUAGAUAGUACUUGUGUCUACAGCACUUGAAAUGUUUGGAUAUUUAAAUAUAUUCAUGCCCUGUUAACCGCAGGUCAGUCUCCACCAGAGUGGACAGCAGGUGUAAGAAGACAACACCAGCUUUUCUUCAGUUUUUCAUAUGCAAAAAACACAACAUUAUGAUGCGAGUCAAAUGAUUUUUACCGUGCCAAGUGUUCUCCCACUCCCUAAAAAAGGUGCUGAAGUAACGGUGCCUGUUCACAGGAAUUCUGUUUCAACUAUGAAAAUGUUCUAUUAGAUGUUCAUAACAACCUAUGUGUUAUUUUGUGUAUUUGAUAAAUAUUUUCUACUUUUUUUUUUAUAAGAUGCUUUGCUUGAGUUGAGAUUUUGCAUGAAUUCAUAAUGAACAAGGCCAUUCUAGGCAGUGCCCGUCACUAAGGUGUAUAAAGCAUUACAAGAUUUUUUUUGAUUUUUUUUUUCAAAUGUGUGUACCGACUUUAUGGGUAACACUUUAUAGUAACCAGCAUUAAUAAAUGGUAGUUAUUUUUCUGUUAAACAAUAAAAUAAGCGUUUACUAAUUUCAAGUAAUGCUAUAAUUGCACGUUGCAACAUUUUGUACUAUUUUGGGUGUUUGUUCAUCAUCAUCAAAUGAAAACACUUAAGAAAUCAUUAUCAAAAUUAUUUGGAUGUCUAUUUUAAAGUUGUCACUGAUGCUGUUAAGUUGUUAAUAAAUCAUCUCUAAUCAUUAUUAUUAAUGGUUAAUUGAUUUGAAAACCAUCUCUAAAUCAGCCAUUAAGUUACAUUAAAGUGGCCCAAUCAAAUCUUUUAGCGAUGAUCUUUAAAUUACAUGUCUAAAUGUUUUACAAAUGUUAAUCAUAAAACAUUUGCUAUGGUGUAUAAAAUGUGUGCAACGAAAAAAUUAUAAAUUACUUAAAGCAUUCCUAGUAAUUACUAAACAUUAGCCAUUUCAUUGUUUCAGCAGUAGAAAAACAACUGUCCACAAAGCUAAUUAACUAUCAUUUACCAUUUAUUUGUGAUGGCUGUUAUAAAGUGUUUCCACUUUCUGGAUUUAUUUCAUGUGUUUUUGUCAACACCAGACAAGAGAAGCUGGAUUCUGGUGUGUGGUACACACAGUAAAUGUUUUCUGACCGCAGUAAAUGAAGGGUAUUUACUGAAGCUUUAUAAAGUUUUCAUGGCAUUGUCGUGGUUUUGGAGAUGCUAGAUUCUGGAGAAGGCCCCUCCCCUCCCUUCCUUCCUUCCUUCCUUUCACGCAAACCUCUUGGUGCGACUCUGACCCCAGCUCACCUCUGCCUUUUUCUCAGAUUCUACGUGACUAAAAGCAAAGACCAUAUGCAAACUGACAACGACAGGUUAGCACUUGGACUACUGCAGAGAGAAUAAACCAACGCUACCUCAGCUUAAUUUAUUUUAAAAACAGUUUACUGGGUACAAAAACAGUAUUUUUCUCUCCCUCCUGAAAUACUGUUGCAACAUCUACAGUACCAUCACAGGUACCAGAUCAGUGAAAGCACGGCUGCUGCAGUAAUCCAAGAGUUGUUUUUAUCUCUCCGAUUCUUAUGUAUGUUUGCAUUUGAGCCAGAUGAUGAUUGCAUAAAUUUAAAGCAUAUUUCAUGAACUGUAUAUGUUAUGCUUUAGUUUCAGAUUCAUUUCUACUGUACAUGAUCACCCCCCAGAUCGUUUUAGAAGCUAGAGAGCAUUUUCUGCCUCGUCACACAACCAUCGCCUUUAUUAUAAAUUCAGCUUUUUUAUUUUGCAGAUUUUCAUCUCAUGAUUCUGAUUAUUUAUUAAACACUUUUACACCUAAUAUCAGUCAAUUGUCUUUUUGUACGUUUUGAAUAUUAACAAAUCGGGAAGUGUCGCGCGUCCAUUUAACUUUUUUUUUUUUUUUUUUUGCUGAAUUGCGUAGCGUUUGUGUAGCAGGUUUAUUUGGCGUGUGCGGGGGAAUAAAGGGUUUACAGGUCUCUCAGGUUCAACACGCGACAACAUGCCCUUUCAACUUUUCUAUUUAUUUCAUUGUUCUGGUGUUUUUCUUCGUUAAAGUGGUUACAGACUGUGGCAUACUGGAAGAGACUAACAUUAGGAGAGUGUUUAAACCGUAGUGUCUGUGUAGAACAUCGCAGGAAGAGAAACAGGACCAGAUUAACUUUUCUUCUAAUGUUGUUCACUUUGUCUCCACUUUCUGCCAAAAGAGUUAUUUUUUAUGAAUUUAGAAAUAUGGAAAUAAAAUAUGGGUAGUUAAAUGUCAUACAUUGUGAUCUUCCUUUCUUAUUAUAAAUUGUAGCCAGUUUGGACUAACAACCAAUUUUUGUCUGGUAGUUGAGACUACUUAGUCCAGUAUGCAGAAGGAAAGGUUUGUUCUAUCCUCGAUUACUUUGUUCUUCCCUGUUUCCUUUCACUGUUCAUUUAGUCGAGACUUUCCAUAGCUUUGUCGAUUCUGUUCGUUUUUGUAUUUAACACCUGUUCGCAAUUGUUACUUUAGUGUAAGUUAUAUUUGAAAUGAAACAUUUACUGUAUUUCUCAAAUAAACUGCUGUGAUAUACUUGAAUAAAAAGGUGCAAACUGUA
Molecule: messenger RNA, 9011 nt
Organism: Centropristis striata (black sea bass)
Lineage: Eukaryota; Metazoa; Chordata; Actinopteri; Perciformes; Serranidae
Gene: atad2b
Product: ATPase family AAA domain containing 2B
Exons: 28
Coding region: 121-4470 (1449 amino acids)
Biological process (GO): positive regulation of transcription by RNA polymerase II
Cellular component (GO): nucleus
Molecular function (GO): ATP binding; chromatin binding; histone binding
Source: RefSeq, a predicted model, not a curated record